GCCCAGCCUCCCGGGCACCACCGCGCCCCGCUCCUGCCGCCUGACUGGGACUCCCCAAAACCAGAGCCCGUCCACUGAGGCUGAGAUCUGUAAAUCCGGAGUGAACAUCUCCAGUAAUCUGCAAAUUUAGCAAUGACCACUCUGCCCCCAGUGCCCAUUCCCCGAACAAAGCUCACGGGCUUAGCCAGGAAGAAGUUGCCAUGUUCUGCAGGAACAAUUCCAAGGGCACAAUUGAUCAAAGAAAAGGAUGACAUAGAUCAUUACCUAGAGGCGAAUUUCAAAGGAUUGUCAAAAGAGGAGGUUGCUGCCUACAGGAACUCGUACAAGAAGAGCGUCUGCGUGGACAUGCUGCGGGAUGGCUACCACAAGUCCUUCGUGGAACUCUUCGAGCUGGCGGAGCAGUGGGAUACUCUGCGGGAGGCCGCGCAGCUGAGGUCCCUCUCCUGGGUGCAGAGGCCCCUGGAGGAUCAGCCGGACAAGCUGGACCAUUUCUACCAGUACCUAACCAGGGCCGAGGCGGCGGAGAGGAAUGGAUACCUUGAAGAUGUAUAUAAUAAUUUGUAUGCACUGGCCUGUUACUUCAAUAAUUCUGAGGACAAGUGGGUGAGGAACCACUUCUAUGAAAGAUGUUUUAAGGUUGCCCAAACGAUCAAAUUUGACGGUGGAAGGAAAGAAGCUGAGGCACAAUGGCACAUGGGCCUUCUCAAUGAGGAAGAUGGUCAACUUCUGGAAGCUGCAGAACAUUAUGAAGCUUUCUAUCACUUGACCCAGGGGCGGAUAUGGAAGGACGAGACAGGCCACUUUCUCAACUUGUUGGCCUGUGAAAGUCUCGUGAGGACUUACAGACUGCUCGCAGACAGAAUGCUGGAAAGUCAAGAUUACAAGAAUGCCAUCAAAAUUCUAAUAAAAGCUUCUGAGAUAGCCAGAGAAGGAAAUGACAAAAGUAUGGAAGGAGAAGCUUCCUAUUACCUGGGCUUAGCACACUUGGCUGCUGGACAGCAUGAGACGGCGCUAACAGUACUUCACAAUUACCAAAAUAUCUCCACAGACCUGGGAGAUGACCUGAGCCUGGGGAGAGCCUACGAAGCCAUCGCCAAGGUCCUACAGAGCCAAGGAGAGACCACAGAAGCAAUUAUGUAUUUGGAAAAAGUUGUGAAAAUUGCAAGAAACAACUUUCAGAAUCUGGAUGUUGUAAGAGCAAGUACAAUGCUUGGGGACAUCUACAAUGAAAAAGGAAAGUACAGAAAGGCUUCUGAGUACUUCCAGCAAGCUUUUGACACAGCCAUGCGGCUGAUGAACACGCCGCUGAUGGACGAGACCAAGGUCCAUUACGGAAUAGCCAAAGCUCACCAGAUGAUGAUGACACUCCAACAUUACAUAGAAGCCGCAGAUCUCGCCAGCCUCACCUGCCUGCUGUCCUGGAAGGAGAGCCGACGUGACAUCGAGCAGGACCCGGUCCCGGAAUCAAGGAGAAGCACCGCAGAAACUAUAUAUCAAACUGCCGAGAGCGAGGAGGAGAUCAAGAGACUUCCAGAUAAUCAAACGACUGAAAGCUAAAUGAUUAAACAUCAAAGCAAGAAGAAAUUAAUUAUGUAGCUGCCGACAUCAUUA
This is a messenger RNA of Jaculus jaculus (lesser Egyptian jerboa), 1611 nucleotides long. RefSeq names its product tetratricopeptide repeat domain 29 (gene Ttc29). The coding region runs from base 133 to 1557 and encodes 474 amino acids. Gene Ontology annotation, molecular function: protein binding. The record is from RefSeq and is a predicted model, not a curated record. Lineage: Eukaryota; Metazoa; Chordata; Mammalia; Rodentia; Dipodidae. The transcript is spliced from 13 exons.